AUGUCGAUGGAAUCUUUUGAGCAGGAUGUUGAUGACUCGCCGAUACUGCCCGCGGAAAUACGUAAAGUACCAAAAAGUAUCGAAGAAAUCGUCCGAAUUACGAAAUUUAGCAAAUCAGAAAUACGAUUACUUUACAAAGGAUUUAAACAGGAAUGUCCAAAUGGCGCUGUGACUCAACGAGAAUUUCAAGCAAUUUACUCACAUUUUUUCCCUCAUGGCAAUUGUCAAAAUUAUACAACUUUUUUAUUUCGUAUUUUAGACCGACGGAAGCGGAUGUAUUUUACAUUUGAAGAUUAUAUCCAAACGUUAUCAGUUUUGGUACGUGGUAGUAUCAAGGAAAAACUUAAUUGGAUUUUUCGUUUCUAUGAUAUUUAUGAUGACGGCAAAUUGACAAAACAAACAUUCGAAACUGUCCUUCGUUCGCUGUAUGAUCUGCUUGGAUCGAAUACAUGUGUUCAUCAACCAGUCACCGAUGAAACCAUUCAAAAACAUUUAGCUCUUUUAUUUGACAAACUCGAUUUUCAACGGUCGGGAAGUAUUAAUAUCGAUGAUUUUAUAAAAUAUUGUUUACACAAUGAAACAUUAGUAAACGAAAUUCAACUUCUCUCGUCUUCAGCAAUUUAA
Molecule: messenger RNA, 624 nt
Organism: Rotaria socialis
Lineage: Eukaryota; Metazoa; Rotifera; Eurotatoria; Philodinida; Philodinidae
Source: the annotation of a GenBank genome assembly